Molecule: messenger RNA, 1005 nt
Organism: Cinclus cinclus
Lineage: Eukaryota; Metazoa; Chordata; Aves; Passeriformes; Cinclidae
Product: homeobox protein vent1-like
Exons: 3
Coding region: 16-822 (268 amino acids)
Biological process (GO): regulation of DNA-templated transcription
Molecular function (GO): DNA-binding transcription factor activity, RNA polymerase II-specific; DNA binding
Source: RefSeq, a predicted model, not a curated record
CAGCCUCUCUUCGCCAUGAAUCAGGCCCAGAUCCCCUCGGCGGAGACCAAGCCCCAAGGGGUCAGGCCCCACAUCUGCUGUGCGCCCCCUCCCCGCGCCCCCACCUCUCUGGGCAGCCCCACCCUGCUGGUCAGAGCCAAGCCCCGACGGGGCAGCCCCCAGCCGGACAGCGAGCCCUGCGUGGCGGAGCGGAGCCCGGACGAUCCCCGGGAUAUCACCGACCCCUGCCCGGCGCAGCCAGCCCCCGACGGCGGCUGGCUCAGCGCCGACGAGUCCUCGGGCUACGAGAGCGAGAGCGCAGGAGGGGAGCGCGGCGGGACCCGCGGGCGGCAGCGGCGGGCGCGCACCGCCUUCACCUCGGAGCAGGUGUGCCGGCUGGAGAAAACCUUCCAGCGCCAGAAGUACCUGGGCGCCACGGAGCGGAGGAAGCUGGCGGCUGCCUUGCAGCUCUCGGAGAUCCAGAUUAAGACCUGGUUUCAGAACCGGAGGAUGAAACUGAAGAGACAGAUCCAGGACCACCAGCACAGCUUCGUGUCCCCUGUUCCAGCCCACAGCUACUCCCCGGGGACCUCACCAACUCUGUUCCAGGAUGGUCUCCACUACCCCUUCGCUGCCCAGCACCAGAGACUCCUCCCUUUUGCCCCGAUACCUGCUGUGCAGUUCAGCUUCUCCUUUCCCAGAUACGAUGCAUCGCAAAGCACCUACCACUUUAUGGCAAACGAAUUCCCCUACUAUCACCAACACCUUCUUCCUCAUCCUUCUUUCCAUCCAGUUAUUCAGAGCAAAAUGGACAGGCAAUGCCAUCCUUUAUAUGCAUUAUAGUGAAAAAAGUGGUUUAUACCGUUAUGUAUUUAAUGCUCAGAAUCUCUUGCCUGAUUUGGAAGAGUGUCUUUACUGCAAGUUAAAUGUUAACAUGAAUAAUUAUAUAUUUGAUAAUAAAAUAUUAAUAAAUCUAGUAUAAAAUGUGUUGUAUAUAUAUAUAUGGUUUUCAUUGCUCCACCCAGG